CUCGUCCCUAUUUGGUCCUGUUUGCUGCAGGUGGCGUUUUUCAAUGCAGACAAGAAUUUUAUUAAAUCCAAGGAACAUGGAUCAGGAAACACUGCACUUCAUAUGGCCUGUAGACACGGACACUUUGUGAGUAUUGGAAAAAUUAUAUCGAGACAUUUGUAUUUAAAUUUCCUUAGAAGACCGAAAAAAACAGAAAAUGAAAAGGAAAGAAACGGCGCCCAAAAUUACGAAGCUUCUCAGAUUGUCAGUUUGGGAAAACUACAAAUGUUUGCGUCGGCCGUGUGGCACUUUUUUUCGUCAUCGUGAGUUUCAUUUUUCGAGUAGGCUAUCUUUAUAUUAUAUUUUGCUGGUCGAGUCUAGUUUUCCUUCCUGGCAAUUUAUUUUUGCGAUUCUUGGAAAUGCAUUCAAACUUUAUGCAUUUAUUUUGAGUCAAAGGCAAAGCUAGAAGUAGUCUCUCAUUUUUCUCAGGGUUAGCCUGUGUCAAAACCUAAAUAAUUUGUCAAGUGUAGGUGUGGCAUAAGUUGCUUUUAAUAUAUUAUUCAGUAUCAAAAAUCAAAACUUUAUUUAUGUAAAACUUAUAAUAGCGACCGUGAAGUUUAGAUAUACGGUUGUGUUUCUCUCUGAGGACUGGUUUUGCAGAUCCCAAAAUAAUUUUGGGCCUUUUCAAUAUUUAUCAUGUUUUCAAGUUAGGAAAUUAAUCUUUUCAUGAAAUCCCAAGUAACGAUUAAUUUGACUCCUGAUUUUCAGGAUAUUGUGUUAUAUCUGCUGGAAAACGGAGCUGAUAUCGAUAUGUUUAAUAAUCACAACGACACGCCUUUUUUCCUGGCCACCGAAAGUCUACAAAAGGAGAUAUGUCAGGUAGCUAAGAAUAUUCAACAAUUAUACUACUAGAUUGAGUUUCCUACGAGCCAAUAGCCAACAAAACUGGCAUCUUACUUUGAUUCUACGCCAAGUUUUGGGGGAAAGAUAUAGAAUCAAGCCUUUUUUUAUUCAAAUUUAAUUCGCGACGAGAAUUAAUAGCUUCGUUUGUUAGUUGUGACAAAUAAACCUGCAAGGUUGAAAUUCUUACCAUUUAAAAUGUUCAUUUUUCUUCAGAUGAAAUCUCAAAAACGAAAUGUUAGUCUAACGAAAUUACUAUUGUUUUUGUUCAGAGCGCUGGCUCGAUACACACAAUCUAUCGCGCAAUAAAUAAUGAGUAGGAGAGCCAAUCACUUUGCAGAAUUCGCUGUAGCUUGCUAGUUGGUUCAGCUGUAUCCGAUAAAAACGCAUCCGAUGUGCACUGCAUAAAAAUCUUGAAGCUGAUAUCGAUGUGUUUAACUCUGCCUCCAUUGAGGUUUUUAAAAGGAGAGCCAGGCUGGAGAUAAUAAGAAGGCGGAAAUAGAAAAUUUACCCAUAGUUUGUUGAUCUUUGUAAUUAAUUGUUUAUUUAGCUUUUUAAUUUUUUUCAUAAUUGUAGUUGUAGCGUUCAAAUUUAAUUGUCUUUUAUACAUGUAAUUUUUACCUAUUUCGCACAUUAUCCUUAGUGAAUAAUCUUAAAUUAAAAUUAAUUCUGAAACACCAAUUGGGAGAAUUAAUAAAUGUACUGUAAGCAUGGCUAACGGAAUAUAUGAUUAGCUGAGUGACCGACUUGUUGACUGUCUUACACUUUUACCAAAUUACUCAGCUUACGAAUCAUUCUCUCUUUUCCUGUUUUUAGCUUCUCAUUGAAUGGGGAGCUGACGUGAUGAAACGUAACAAGAGCAGUAAAACAGCCUUUGAUCUCAUGCGACACUAUGAACUCAAGAAGUUUUUAGAAGGUAUGGUGCAAACGUACUUGUUUUUAUGGGAGAGGGAGGGGGUUAUUAGCCUAGUCAUUGUCCUAAUGAUGCCUGCAAUUGAAACCCUAAAGCCGCCCCCCCUUCCCCCUCAUUCUCGCGCAGGUAGCCCAAAUAGGAGAAUAUUUUACCUAAAUUGUCAGGAUUUUUAGUUAUUUCCUUGCAUGCGUUCAGCAUAGUGGUGUUAUUAAACUUUCUGUCCUAUAGUUUGAACGUUUUUUUUUUCAGCAGUUUUUUUAUUUGUUAACAAGAAGUAUGCCUUUCGUUAUGCUCGCUUAUAUAAACUAUUCAGCAGGUAAAUUCCUCAACAGCAAGGCGCAUAGAAAUAGUCUGUACGCCAGACUUUUAACCCUUUAAAUCCCAAUAUCCACAUGCAAAUUCUCCAAACUGAUCUCCAUACAUUUCUUUAUAGAAUUAGUUGAGAGAAUAGAUAGAAGAUCAAAGCAUUUUCUCUUUAGGUGAUCAUUUUAUAAAUUCUCGUAACCAUUUCUCCUGACCAUGUAUUGCUAUUGUUAGGGGGAAAAUAUAUGGUGAUUCACUGAUCACUCUUAAGACUUGAAAGGGUUAAAACUGUCUCAUGGCCGUUUUUUCUACACGUGCAAGAAAACCAGGCUACAAGCCUGCUCGUAGGCUAUGGUAUGGUCUAGCUGAAAACUUGCCUUUUGCGCAUGCUAUUAGCUCGGAACGCAGUUAAAAUGAUUGAAUAAGGUGAACAAUAUCUGCUUUAGAGUCGUGUUACCUAGCUUGAAUGUUUGGGUUUGGCCUGCCUACUCUGGCUGUAAACUGCAACCACGGCACAACUACUAUAAAAGGAGUUGCAAAAGUGUUUUGUUAGUAACCUUGAUCAAAUAAACCCAAAACGCUUUUAUUCCUUCACUUGAUUCCAAGAAAACACGACGAGAACAAAGGCCUAGGCCAAACGUUGAACAUUUGAUUAGACUGAUCAAACUUAGUGAGUUAAGGUCUUGAAAAUUUCGACGUCUGGCUAAGUAAAGUUCAUCUGUAUGAGCUUGGAUCGUCCAACGUGUUCUCAUCGUCGGCUUCGGACGGAUAGAACGUCUGAAGAUCGUCUCCGACGAUCGUAGAUCUUCACAUGCGACGAACUGGACUAAUAAUUAACAGUUUGUAUGAUAAUGUAUAUUUAGCCUCGUUUGGGGGAAUUUUAUUGCUGAUCUGAUUCUGUUGAUUGGUUCGACGCGUCUUAAGUUCGACGUCUGACCCAACAGACGAUCUUAACUUAAUUUGAUCGACCCAAAUUAGAGUUUGGUUCGUCUCAUGAAAAGUUCGCCGUUUGGCCCAGGCCUUAGUUAUUGGUGUUUGUUUUCUACUGUUCCUUCUGCAGGUAAGUAUAAAGAAUGGCAUCAGCUUGUUCCUCAGCUGAUAUCAGGUGAUAUCAAGAAGCUGACUAAAGUGGUAGACUCGCAUCACAGGAGAGAGAACAUGUUGGCCAGUUUGAGAAGCAGGUAAAACGAUUAUCUCCAGAAAAAUGUUUGGCUAAUCCCUCAUAUUGAUAAUGGCUAUUCAGGGAACUUAGUAGUAGCUUUUCAAGAGAAGGUCUAGCUGGGCUUGCUUAGUGCUGCUUCAGAGAACGGUUUCUUUCAAAUGUCCCCAGACCAAUUAGACCAGUUGUUUAAAAAAGCACCUACCAAUUUUGUUUUUUGCCCAGUAUCAUUCACUACCAAACCCUUGUGAACUCUACUGAUGAAGGGCAAGGCCUGAAACGUUUGGAGAGGAACUAAUAUCGCAAGACUACCACUUUUGUUCAUUACUAUUUUUUUGUUGAACAUUCUUUCAAUAACGUUUUUUAUUGCUGUUUGAACACUACUGGAAACUUCUUUUCAUUUUAUUCUUUUCAGGUGUGUAAGCGGUAGCACACUGCUCCAUACCGCUUCUUUCUUUGGAGCUAUACCAGUUAUCAAGGUACAAUUUUCAUACUUUCCGCCAUGUUCCCAUUAUAACGUUUAACGAAAAUGCUUUUAUAAGUUGCCUGUAUCAGCUAAUCUCUUCUCAUCUGUUGUGAAAGACAUUCAAACAUGUAUUUAACGCGUGUAAUUACGGUACCGAAAUCGACCUCCGAAGGUUCCCGUUUGGACUCUUUGAUCGCUAGGACGGGUGGAGCUAUCUCUUGGUAGUUCCAAGUUAAACUUUUUCACUUCUCCUCUCACAAGUGGAAUUUUAAUUGCGUGUAGCUACAUUUGUUGCUAUUGUUUUCUAUCAUUAUUUCUAGUUAAAAACGAAAAUCAAUGGUUAUGUUGACUGUUGCUGUGUUUUGUCUCAGACCCUGCUCUCCGAGGGUGUAGACGUGAAUAUUUUAGAUUACAAAGGAGCCACGCCCCUUCACAGAGCCAAAGAUGCCGCAACUGUAGAGGUAACCUGGUGCUUUUGUUUACGCCCGAUUAUUCGCUUUUUUUUUAACACUUUUCCGUCCAUCCUUAAAAAUACUUUUAAUUUUGACAUCGAAGAAAACUAUCAACAAUCUUCAUUUUGCGUAACAUCUCUCCAUAUCUCCCUAAUACCUUCAUCUAACUCAUUGCUAAGGUUCGUAUCGUUUUCUUUUGUAGCUACUCCUUGAGGCAGGAUCAAAUAUUGACAGUGAAGACCACGAUGGCAACACACCACUGCAUGUGAAAUGUUAUGGCGAGAGCGGAGAACCUACAGACUUGGAAUGCAUUGAGAAAAUGGUAAGAUUAACUAAAGCACUUCAAACCUCCACCCAUAGCAAAUCACAUCAUGGAUAAUAGAAAGACGAUCACGUAGAGUUAUGAAAGUUUCAAAACACCUGGUCCUCUCUCAUAUUCAAACACCCGCUUGACAGGAUACGUCCCUCUUUUUUUUCCUUCAAGUUGACUACUUUUUUUUUAAAUUUUAACAGUUGAUGAAAGAAGCUCCACUAAACAUCAGAAAUAACCGAGUAAGUAUAAAAUACGGAACUUAAACGAUGUUGCCUACGAACACGGGUAGGGUACCUGUUUCCUAUGCCUUGAUACCAACCAAAUAUGGUUUUUAUCCAUGUGGUUUUGGCAUUUUUUACUCUACCUGGUAGUGGAUAUCUGCUGCUACAAGUUUGGAUGAUUUAGUAGUUCCCGUACCAAUCUUCCCCCCCUCCCAAUUUCCAAGGGAACAACUUUGAGGACGAGUUUGCUCGUUUUUUAGACUCUCCUAGCUUUCUUCUUUUCUCUCUCUUGCUACAUGGAAGGGAAGGAAAGAGACCAUGGGGGACAAGGUUUUUGUGGCACGCUGGAAACGGUUUAUCGUGAAGUCUCUCAUAUCGCGUCCACUAUCCGUGCUUCGAAGUUGCUUACAUCUCGAAACGGUAAGCGAAGCAAGGUCUCUCCUAUGAGUUUUUUCCCUCCGCCUUCUGUUUCUAGUUUCUGCAUUUUCGUUUUGUCACUUUCACUGAAGUAUUACAAUCGUGUUGAUCUAAAACUACCGUGUUGAAAACCAUUCUUGCGGGUACGUGAUCUUGGUUAUACUUUCUAACAAUCAAAAUGUGUUCACUUUUUUAGGAUUUAAUGCCGAUUCACUGUUGUGCCAUGCAAGGCCGGAUGGACGCCAUUCAAGCCUUGCUGUUCUUUGACACUGAAGAGAGCAUAAAACGAAACUUGGAAAUGGAGAGUGAGGUACUUAAAAACUACAUUUCGGCUGUUCUACUACGCAUGUUCAUGUUAACCGCGCCAAACACAUCGCGUAUCAGGUUACACAGUCUUACAAACCAAAGAACAGUAAAAGACAAUGCUUACCACCGGCAUAAAAGAAAGGUUUUUCCCUCUGAUUGGUUGAAAAAUUAACCUAUCACAAAGGCUUAGCAGAAGGGCACCGGAUUUCAAUGUCAGUUUUGUUCCCAGAGUCUCUCGCAGAAAAAAAAAGAAAAAAACCUCUGCAAACCAGAUUGUAAGGAUAAUUUAAAUUCGAACGCUAAUCGAUUUCUUGUAUGUAUAUUACAGAAAACCCCGCCCAGCUUACUUCAUUUGUCUGUAGCCAACGACUUCCUUGACUGUGCAAAAUGGUACGUAUAUUGGAAUUAAUAAAAUAAGAAAAAGUAAAAGUAACAUUUUUAGCAACUUACUUACUGUAAUUAAAAUCAAAUGAAGGCAUGCUUGAACAUAACAAAAAUCACUUGAGAAUGAUAGACCUUAUUCACGAUACCCGUCAACUUCUCACGCUCUUUAGGAUCGAUGGGAUAAUAGUAAUGUCACGAUGACGUGAUAUGAAGUAAAUGACCGGUGUCAGCAAAUAAGGUGGGCGUUUAAGGUGUGUUAGUCUCCAUUAAGAUUUUUUAUAUUCAAUUCUUAGGUUGGCGGAGAACAAAUUCGAAUUUAAAGAAAAGGAAACAGAUCUUCUUGUUCAUAAGAUCUUACUUGAGGAAGUUCCAUGGUAAGUUAAAUCAAAUGAGCCCCAGAGUGUCUCUACCGUUUAAACUAUUUUCCACAGUGUCACGAUUUCAGUGACACUGCAAACAGGUCAGUAAAGAUCUAGACGAUCAAAUGCGAGUCUAUUUUUGAGAUAAGGAUGAAAACGUCUAAUUUGCAUCAUAAAUUAAAUGUGACCAGCUUCAAUCGCGGGAAAACCUUUGGACGAUGCGGGUUGUUAGAGAACCCAGUCAGGGGCGUAGCUAAUUAUACUCACGGUACACACGUGCGUACCUGAAAAAUCGAAGAUGUUAUAUAACAAUUAAUACUGCGGGAUAGAUACGAAGCUUGAGCGGUUUGCGACCAUUGCAGUGGUGUAGACCUCGAAGCCAGGUACUUGAUAACUUAUAACUGCUCGCUUAAUCAUUUUGGUGAAAACGGUAAAGGAUACGUGCGUUAUUGCGUUGUUUAAUUCACUUUUCAGUUGUUAUAUUGUGUUUUUUUAGUGGCAAUCGUGUCGAGACCGUUCGAUUUCUAUUGGGUAAAGGUGCCUCCGUUAACCCAACAUACCCUGGAGGAAACACGUAAGAAAUGAUUUUGUUUUUGUCAUUAUUUACUUUCUUAUUGAGGAACAAAAAGUAUAUCUGCGAUCUUUGAAGUCGCAAAUAUGUCGGAAGAGACGAUUUUGUUAUUAAAUACAAACACUAAUGACACAAUGCAAUCAUAGAGGAGCCUGACCUUGCAGACACGUGUCUUCAGCCCUUUUUUUUUUCUUUUUCGUUUUCCAGGGCUUUGCAUCUCACUGCUGGCUUGGUGAAUGCUUCAGAUCUUUUGGAGCUGUUGCUCUCGUUUAACGCUGAUGUCGAUGCUAUGAAUGAUGACCUGUGCUCCCCGCUGUUUUACGCCACUCAGUCAAACAAUUUGUAUGCUGCUAGCCUUCUUCUUAACCACGGUAUGUAAAGACACAGGGACUAGUAGUUUAGGAUACUUUCUGAGCUUUUCUGCACCUUUUGAUUGUCAACCAUAUCUAUUCUGUAACGUCAUCAAGUACUUAUGCGUCAGUUGUAAAAAAUAACAACAACAACAACAAAACUUUAUUAACAAACAAAUAAAAUUACAGAAGUAUUGCCCUCAGCUAGCAAAGCUAUUCGAGGCGGGACAAUGCGUGCAAAAUAUAAAAGUAAAGACUUAGACUAUUAACUAAGGAAAGUUUACAGUUUAGAAAUAAAUGGAAUAAAAAUCGUAAUAGGGAUGAGGACUAGAUAACAGACUAUAAAAAAAAAAAAAAAGAAUUAAACAAAUAAAUUGUAAAAGUAGAAACUAUAAUAAGCAAGAAUUUAUUUUUCGACAUGUUUGGCUAAUUGAAGCUUUAAUUAGGGUGGGCGUAUCAAUAUAGUCAUCUUCUGAAUUCAGAAUAUUAAAAAGUAAUUUUCAGAGUGUUUUUUGAACUUAUUCUUGGGUAGAUGUCGGAUAUGACAGGGUAUCCCAUUCCACAGCUUAGCCCAAAGCGAGAGAAAGACAGUUUAUAUAAUUCUAGAAAUACGACUCACGUGGCCAGCAUCUCUGGAAUUUAUUUGAACAAAAGAAAUCAUUUACAUAAGAAAAGAAUUCAACUCCUACAGGAUUGGUUUGGGACACCAAAAUGGCCGCCGUUUCAUUGUUUUGGGACACCAACAUGGCCGCCGUGACGUCGUGUGAAAACGUUCUAUCAUGUGUCGCCUUCAGCUCGGCACACGCGUGGUCAUUUUUGUCUCUCGCGUGUUUCGCUCGGACUAAGAAAAAAGAGAGGCUGCACGUGGUCUAUCAAUAAGACGAAAGACAUGUAUUGCAUAGUCUCCCUCGCAGCCGUUUUGUGGAUGUCACGCAACGGAGCGUUGCGUGACAUCCAAAAAACGGCUGCGAAGGAGACCAUGUAUUGCAGGGCUGGGCCCCUUUUGAUACCAGCCAAUGGCUGAUAGGGCUACCCUGCCUAAAUAAACGUGACUUUGACUUUGACGUUAUUGUACCAGUCUUUUGCAAUUUGAAAAUGCCUUUCUUUAGCACCAACAUGCAUUUUCUUUAGGCCAGUUGUAUGAUAGACUUCGACUACAAAUACAAGAAUCGAAACCAUUUUGAUCCUUCAGUGGCGUGAUUGGUUACCAAUCUAUCAUUUAGUCAGUUAAGCGAUUAUUGUCAACCUCGCUCUCAAGAUCGAGUUAGGGAGGGCCCUGGGAACGAGUUUGGAUCAUUUUGAGAUUUAUUUCAAGGCAUUUUUUUUUUCUUUUUUGCAAACAGGGGCCAAUGUGCGGUUACGAAAUCUACAAGGUGAAAUAAAAACGUGUCUUACUUUAUACAUCUUAGUUUAGAAGUCGUAAACAACGUUGUGUCAUUGACUAAGCGUAAGAUCAAAGCGGCUGGAUUUUGGCCAAGUUCUUUUUUUUUGCAUUUUUAUUUACCAAGAGGAAGUCAGCCAUCUUGACCGCACAAAAUUGCCCAAUAAAAGAUUCAUUAUAUGCCUAUUGCCAGAAAGAGAACUUUUACUUUAGGGACAAACGCGGAAAAUCCCGAGUAUCUUGCCCGUUCGAGUAGCCAAUUAGAAUGAAGGAUUGACUUCAUCUUGUCCACUCGCGGAUUCAGCUAUAUUAUAUAUUGAUCUUAUUAGCCGUUUGCUUAUGUUUAUUCAUUUUGUUACAGGGUUGACAGCCUUCGAUUUUAUUUCUGAUUUUGAGGAGUGGAUUGAAUGCGGUUACUUUAACGAAGAAAUCAAAGCUCGAUUAAAAGGUAAACACCUUGGAUGCUCGAAUGUUUGAGUUUGGAGAAAACGAUAGCCAAACUUUCUCUACACUCGUGAUUUUCUUUUUUUUAGUUUUAAAUGCUCAUUAUUGAGUUUCCCAGGUGGCCGGACAGCAAACGGAACAAAGACAAGAAAGGUGUUAUGUAGCAGCUGCUCGCGCGGAAGAGAAGUCACCAAUGGUGCCUAACCCUAACCCUAAACAAUACUAAGACCCUGUUUACAUGGAGUGGGGGAUCCCGGUCUAGUGGGGUAAGUUUCUUUUGUUUUGUGUCCCCCAGAGCGUGAAAACAAAAGAAACCAACCCUACAAGACCGGGGUCCCCCACUCCAUGUAAACAGGGUCUAAAACAAUUGAAAGAAUGACAUGUCAUUGUUUCCUUGCGACCAAUCAGGAGAGACCUUACGAGCAGCUCCUACACAACUUCAAGAAAGAGUUUGAGGAAUCUCAAUUUCUUUUUUUGAAGUGCUUUCGCUCAGCGUCUUUGCAAAUUAAUUGGAACAAAAGAAAGCGUCUACAACUCCCACAAAACGGGUUGUGUUUCAUAUACCGGAAUUUGAAAUAGUUAAUAAGUAACAAAGCAUAGAUAACAUUAACAACAGAUGUCGGUGUAUGACAGUGGAUAAAGAACGGAGCAUCAAUAACAAAGAAAUUAAAAACAAUAGAUUCUGGUACAUGAACGUCUAACCCACAAGAUUGGCUUGGAACACCAACAUCGCCACCGUUUGACUCUCAUUAUAUUGAAACACAAAUAUGCCCGCCCGUUACAUCAUGUGAAAGCGCUGUAUGCAGCGAAUUUAGUUAACUAACUGAGUUUUUUCAACUUUCUUAGUCGACAACUACUAAAACGAGAAAACAUCACGGUUUUUUUUUUAUUAUUUCUUUUAGCCUACAGUCUCAAACAUGCUAGAGACCUGGUACGAGCCAUAACCAAGAAAGUAAAGAACCAGCUCCCAGCUUCUACGUCACAGAGAUCCCAGCCUGCUUUGCCAGGAAUCGGUACUGGUCACGUGCCUCUCAUGUUGCCACCUAUAAAAAGGGACCGAUGAGUUAAACAAGUUCAACUCGUUCCCACAAAGGCUGGAAGGCCAAGCUGAAUGAACAGUUUUGCAGAGCUGGAGAGAGUUCUAUAAAGCUCUGUCGUUGGGAGUGGAGAAAGCAAACAAUUUGAUAGUGAAUUACGAAGUUGUUGUUUUCGCCUCCCGCCUAAUAUGUUUUUAACUGGCAAUAUAUUUUCGGCCCUUUUUUGUUCCUCACUGUGACAAUAGACCACGUUCGAUAUAUUAAAAUUCUAACAUGACUCCGAGGCUUUAGGGUCAAAAUUGCAAAUUCACGGCUCCACUGUCUUGCAAUUCCCAGAAGAGACUUAAAACUCCAAAUAUAGAAAAAUGAUCAGAAAGCCUCGGAAACAUUAGAAUUUUAAUAUAUCGAACGUGGGCUAAAGAGAGAAGAUAUCGUUACAUAUGUGGCAGAAAAAAAAAACGAAAAAAAUAUGACUUUCCUAUGCACAAUUGCUCUCAGGAGCAAGACUGUAGCCCAAACUUUUCUUCCAUUGUUCGACAGUGCAAAUGGCCGUUUCUGUCAAGAAAGAUCGUUGAAAUCCAGAAAUUUUUCUACCAUGGUAACGUGAAAUCACACUUCCUGUCUCUAUUGUAAUCUAUCUAUCCUUUUUUAUUUCGCCUUUGGCUUUUUCUCGCUUGUUUCAAAACUUCCGAUUAACAUCCAAACGAACGUGCUCCUGAUCAUCUCCGAAUUACACAAUACGGCGCCGUCUUAAGAAAGAAACUCACACACAACCACACACACUCCACCCUACAGAGUAAAAGCAAAAAUAUCGAGAAUUGUAUUUAUUUUCUUGCCAAAUUAGAUGUGAAAAUCUCCCGUAUUGAUAACACAGACCAGAGCUACUGCUUCUUACAAAUAUUUUUAUAUUAACAACAGUUAAUUGUUCACAUUUUAAAAACCAAUUAUUAAAAAAAGAAAAAUCGAGCCAAAGUUAGGCUCAAUUUAGCCUAGAAGCAAGACAUUUUGCAUUAAGGGACUGAAUUGAAUUGUGAAUUGAAUUGAAUUGAAUUGAACCGGACUUUCUCCUCCAAAUCUGUAUUUUGCUUUCCAUAGUUGAUCUUCUUUCUCUCAUUCUCGAAAGCGGGGAUCACGGGCAUUUUAUACAGCGGGUCCAUACCCUAGGUGCCAGAUGUUUUUUGUUUUUUUUUUCAUAAUGGAGAGAUUUUAAGAUUCACGUUUACGCCAAAAGGCAGACGUGAAUUUGUACCACAUGACCAGGGUUUCCCUUAUUUUCCGUUUACCCUUUAUUGCUUCUGCACAGAAAUAUGUAGUUUUAUGCUAGUUUUAACGAUAGGAAUCGUUCCGGACUGUUUUUAUCAGUUUAUUUUCUAUUCUGAGAAAUUCUCAACUUGAGUCUGACGUUUGCUGUUUGCGAUAAACGUGAAUCUUAAUCUCUCUAAUUAUCAAAGAAUGAGUACGGUUUAUUUUGUCCUAGGUAUUUUGAAAAUGGACGUCUGGAACCAGGUGUUAGCUGGUCCAAGCCCCCACUAAUUUAAUAUUCUACUCAAUGUUACUCCCUUACUCCUUAACAGAAAAAGUACUUUUUUCACACCGGUACCAGCCUGGGUUGCUUGUGCCCGAAGUAUAUCCCAAUAAAUUUGUACUUAUUUUACAUACGUACUUACAAACAGUGCAUUCCUAAAUUUUCUUUAACCCAGCCCCAAAAGACAUUGCCAGACAACACGAGAUAAACAUAGUAGAGCCGGAAGGAUCGUAAGUUAGAGGAAGGUGCGUCUGCCUGUCUCUAUAAAAUACCAAAAGGACAGAUUUCGUUGUUAGUGUGAAUAGGGCUUCUGUUCACACAUCCGAACUGGUAAUUUAGGCGCGAUUUCUGUAACAGAGCGCAGCUGCGCCGCCCCGAUCUGUGAGAUGGAAAGUCACAUCGGAUGCAAGAAGUAUUUAUUCCAUACCGGAUCGCUUUACGUGUCGACUCGAAAAGCUAUCCGGCCAUAUAGCCUUACUCUUGCACCUCCAAAUCCAAACUGAAAAUAUACGAGGUACCAAACAUCAAAGAGUCCCGGGUGUGGCGGUCAGCAGUCAAAACUCCCUCCUUAUCUAUCGGACAUCUCUGACGUACAACUCGCUUAAACGCCACAGUUAUUACCUUCGAUUCCUUCCUCUUUUUUAAGAAGUGUCAUUACAAGACUGACGUCUGUCUAAGAUGGACACAGAGUGCGCGUCCCAAGGGUGUGCGUUUUUAGUAACACAGAGUUGAUAGAACCUGGGAAAGCACUCCCUUAUUUGGCCUAAACGGAAAUGUGCCCCUGAACUGCAGGGUCUUAAGUCUUGAUCAGGAGAUUCUAUUUCACUGAGUAUUUAGCGUCUUGAACAGAAGCCUUUAAAACAUGAGUGUGAGGGAUGGCGAUGAGGGCUCUAAGUUUGUGGUUCCAGCAAUGUAGUUUGAAAAAUCACUUAACCUUUGGACAAGGAGGGUUCAAGAGGGUCCCGAAAGAUCAAACAUCAGCAAUAGCGUUUUCUUCAGUAGCUGUUCGUUUAUUCCGCGCACGAACUUUGAGACAAGUUUAGGUGAUGAUCAGUUUCUAUGGUUACGAGAUAUGACGUCAUAAGUAGCAGAUAACGCGGCGGGUUGACAGUCCUGAUGUUAUUCCACUUGUUUCAACGAUAAAAGGAAAACUUGUAGAUAAGUGAUGGAAAGUACUUAUUUAUGUGUUAUUUUACAUGUCAAGCAUAGGAAAAUACCAAUUUUCUCCGAUUAUUUUUUAAAUUUACCUGGUAUCUAACUCUGGGUAAAAUCCAAUAUGGCGAAUAUGUUUGGUGACGUCACAGGCUUCCAGCAGGGCCACCACCCAUGAAGUAUUAUAAACCCUGUUACGCUGUAUGCAGCGAAUUUAAUUAACUAACUGAGUUUUUCAACUUUCUUAGUCGACAACUACUAAAAAAAGAACAUCACCGUUUUUUUUAUUUCUUUUAGCCUACAGUCUCAAACAUGCUAGAGACCUGGUACGAGCCAUAACCAAGAAAGUAAAGAACCAGCUCCCAGCUUCUACGUCACAGAGAUCCCAGCCUGCUUUGCCGGGAAUCGGUACUGGUCACGUGCCUCUCAUGUUGCCACCAAUAAAAGGGACCGAUGAGUUAAACAAGUUCAACUCGUUCGCUCAAAAUGAAUGA
Molecule: messenger RNA, 13126 nt
Organism: Porites evermanni
Lineage: Eukaryota; Metazoa; Cnidaria; Anthozoa; Scleractinia; Poritidae
Source: the annotation of a GenBank genome assembly